This is a messenger RNA of Pimephales promelas (fathead minnow), 1491 nucleotides long. The record is from RefSeq and is a predicted model, not a curated record. NCBI's taxonomy places the organism in Eukaryota, Metazoa, Chordata, Actinopteri, Cypriniformes, Leuciscidae.
UAUGUGAACGAUAUUUUCAGAUUUAUGUUAUUUUUCUUUUUUUCUAUUCAAUAAUAGGCAUGUUCCAUAUCGUUUCUUUUUUGGAAACAAAUGAGGUGGAAGUGGUGCCCAGCUGUUGGGUAGAUGGUGACCAAUGUGUCUGGCCACGCCUAAGAGGGGAGAGCCUCACAAAGGCUGUGAAACUUGCAACGAAACCCAAGAAAGAGUGGAAAAUCUUUCAAGUAAAGGUUCUCUACACAACAGACAACUAUGAUGAUGCCAGGAAAAAGCUCCCUGAAGCAGAACUCUUCUCUGACAUUCAAUCUGAUACAGAGAGUGGGGCUAAAAAACCCAGACGAAUUAUUUUUGCUAAGAGAGAUAUUGACAAAACAAGAAAUGCUUCUAGACCAGCAAAAUACAAUAAUGAGAAUCCUACAGUCAACACAUCGCCCAAGGUCUGAUGUCCAUGAUGGGGCCAAGUUCAGAGAUCGUCUUCCUAUCAAAAAUGUUGAGUCUCUCCAGUGCCUGGAGGCUGAGCUGAAGAUGAAUCCUGAUGCUAAAUCAGAAUUGACUACCUUUCUGGGUCUGGUUGGUGGCUUUGACCUCAAAGACACCGUGUGGAGAGUGCUGAAAGCCACUUUUACAACUGCUGUUGCACGUGUUAUGAAUUGGAGAGGAGUUAAUGGGAAGAUUGGUGUCCACAGCCUGGUCUUAAAGGAAGUUGUCAUUGGUGCAGUCAGGCAAAACCCCCUCACUGGAAAAGCAUCAAAUAAAGACAUUGAAUUUAACAUCAUUAAAUGGUUGCACCUUGCUGGAGACCGAGAGGGGGGGAGAAGGGAGCGAUUGAAGAAGCGUGAGGCCCAACAACACAUUGCCGACCCUCAUUAGAGACGUUCCUGUAAAUCAACACACAUUUCAGCUUACCUUUCAAGUUCCUUUAAAUUGACCAAUUUCUCUCUGUACAAGUUACUUUUAUUUAUUUAUUUUUCUGUUUUUUUCACUCUCAGAGAUAAAAAAGCAUUAGUCUAAGACUCUUUGAAUGUUAUUUAUAUUAUUAAUAUUUAUUCUUAAUGUUUUCAACUGAAAUCCACUUAUAUUAUUAAGCACAACUGAGUAGAUGUUAGUAGCUGUUGUCUUAAAUAACUAUUGUAGUAGCUGUUUUCUUAAAGCAUUAGUAUAAGACUCUUGAAUGUUAUUUAUAUUAUUAAUAUUUAUUCUUAAUGUUUUCAACUGAAAUCCACUUAAAUUAUUAAGCACAACUGAGUAGAUGUUAGUAGCUGUUGUCUUAAAUAACUAUUGUAGUAGCUGUUUUCUUAAAGCAUUAGAGUAAGACUCUUGAAUGUUAUUUAUAUUAUUAAUAUUUAUUCUUAAUGUUUUGUCUAAGACUCUUUGAAUGUUAUUUAUAUUAUAUUAAUAUUUAUUCUUAAUUCAAUUUAUUCCACUUAAAUUAUUAAGCACAAUUGAGUAUCUGUUGUUAGUAGCUGUUGUCUUAAAUGUUAUAUUUAUUCUUUA